UGUGCCGCCCGAUUGGCUGUGGCGGCCCGGCCCGGUAUCCGGGUAAGAUGGCCGCGGUAGGAGAGUGCUCGGUCUCUGUUCCGUGGAAGUCGGUUUCCCUCACUCACGUCGAGUACCCAGAAGGGUAUAUAACGCCAGUGGGAGCCAGUAAGCUGCUGAAUGCUUCUUAAUGGAAACUGCAAGAAGGGUGACUUCACCGGAUUUAUUCUCGCCCAAGCAAGCCUGAGCCCAAUUUUCAUCAUAUUCGGCUUCAUCACACUGAUCGUUUUCAAGAGAGAGCUUCACACGAUCUCUUUCUUGGGGGGCCUCUUGCUCAAUGAAGGUGUGAAUUGGCUAAUAAAGAAUAUUAUCCAGGAGCCUCGCCCUUGUGCAGAAAUCCACACAUCGGUUUUUUCCAAGUACGCGAUGCCUUCCAGCCAUUCCCAGUUCAUCUGGUUCUUCUCCAUUUACUCCUUUCUCUUCCUCUAUUUAAGAAUGCAUCAAACAAACAAUGCAAGGUUCCUGGACUUAUUGUGGAGACAUGUGCUCUCCAUCUGCCUCUUAACCGUGGCCUUUCUCGUCUCCUAUAGUAGGGUCUAUCUGAUGUACCACACCUGGAGCCAAGUUGUAUAUGGAGGGAUUGUGGGGAGCAUCAUGGCGAUAGUUUGGUUUGCAUUCACACAAGAGAUCUUAACACCAUUGUUCCCAAGGAUAGCUGCAUGGCCAUUAUCAGAGUUUUUCUUAAUCAGAGACACCAGUCUCAUCCCAAAUAUAUUAUGGUUCGAGUACACAGUGACCAGAGCAGAAGCCAGGAACCGACAGCGUAAGCUGGGUACAAAGCUCCAGUGAAUAUGGAAGGGAGAUGUUAGGAACUGGACUGCACGAAUUCUGUAAGACAAAAAAUAAAAAUAAAAAUAAAAAAGCAAGGGCCAGCGUUAGAGAGAGAAAGAGACCUGUACAGAGCUGGAAGUGAAGGAAGGAGCCUGUUAAGAGAUGGACCAAAA
Lacerta agilis (Sand lizard) is the source of this 983-nucleotide messenger RNA. RefSeq names its product dolichyldiphosphatase 1 (gene DOLPP1). Gene Ontology annotation, biological process: protein N-linked glycosylation; lipid biosynthetic process. The coding region runs from base 160 to 828 and encodes 222 amino acids. NCBI's taxonomy places the organism in Eukaryota, Metazoa, Chordata, Lepidosauria, Squamata, Lacertidae. Gene Ontology annotation, cellular component: intracellular membrane-bounded organelle; endoplasmic reticulum membrane. The transcript is spliced from 9 exons. The record is from RefSeq and is a predicted model, not a curated record. Gene Ontology annotation, molecular function: dolichyldiphosphatase activity.